Messenger RNA from Amaranthus tricolor (Joseph's coat), 6599 nucleotides. RefSeq names its product retrovirus-related Pol polyprotein from transposon RE1. Gene Ontology annotation, biological process: DNA replication; DNA strand elongation involved in mitotic DNA replication. Bases 2647 to 4353 code for a protein of 568 amino acids. The transcript is spliced from 3 exons. NCBI's taxonomy places the organism in Eukaryota, Viridiplantae, Streptophyta, Magnoliopsida, Caryophyllales, Amaranthaceae. The record is from RefSeq and is a predicted model, not a curated record. Gene Ontology annotation, cellular component: GINS complex.
ACUACCUUAAAUAACAUAAACAUUUACAAAAGAUUACCUUAUGACGGAAUUCAUUAGUUGACCGUUAGUUAACAGGUGAUUCGUUCAUCUGGGCAAUGAUUUGUUUUUUCUUUUUUUUUUAUCCCCAUUACUCAUCCAUCACCGUUUUGUUCACCAGAAUUGACCAACUACAAUGAGAAAUUCCCUAAAAUGGUGCUUCCGUCAUAAGCUAGGAAAUCCGUCAUGGGGAUGAAUGUUACACCACUAUUACCUUAUGAAGAAUUCCCUACAAUGAAUUGAAAGGAAAAACCCAGAAAAAAUCAUGCUUCUACAGUUCUCCUCAUGAUUUGAUUUUUCUUUUUUUUUUUUUUAUUAUUUUUUUUUAUUUUUUAUUUUCUGACAUCUUCUCCCGCUCUCAUCUUUGUCUUCAUUUUAUUGCUUCUCUCACUGUCACCCAUUCUCUCUCUCCUAAUUUCACCUUCAAACCAUUGAAUCGCAUAACUUCACACCUAUUAUCCAUCAAAUUACCCAAAUCCAACAUCAAUAAGGACGCAGGAAAUUUAUCAAUCAUCUACCGAAAAUGAAGUUCAAUUCCGAGAUUUCCAGCUUCCUCAACUUCUCACUAAUCUUUAGCUGAUUUUUUUUAUCACGUUCGCUAAUUUGCAGGCGUAAUUUUACUUUCUCAGGUUAGUUCACUAAUUCGAUACAAGAACUUAAGUUCAAUUCAAAUUAUCUGAUUUUUAAUUUUUGGAUGAAAUUUAUUAGGUGUAUGCUAUUGUUUCUGUAUUCAAUAGCACCCCUCCCCACCUUUCAAUUCAUCCCCAUUACUCAAUCCAUCACCGUUUUGUUCACCAGAAUUCCUUCCAACAGUUUCGGUAUUUCGAAUAUUCAACUUCUCCAGCUCAUCAACAAGCUUAAAAUCCCCAUUGCUCAAAAAUGAUUUUGUUGCAUCCCCUCCAAUUCAUGUCAGGAUCGAAAAAUUAGGGUUCUUAUGGGGAAGAAGUAGGUUUCUUAUGAUUUGAAGGGGAUAGAGGAAAUAAUUAGGGAAAAUCGUAUUUUUAAACAGAAUAAUCAAUGGCUUAAUCACGUGAGAUACGUGCUGGUCAGGUCAAUUAACGGAUUCCGUCAUAAGAUUUCAAAUCACAGUUUUUAUCCAACAAAACUUUCUUAACUAAAUUGGAAAGUCAUUGCAAGGAAUGGUGUGGGAGUGGGAGCACACAAAUUCGUAAUUUGCGAACCAAAAAAUAAGCGCGCUUUCCCCCGCUUUUAUGACGAUUCGAAACUUCUUCUCCUUAGAGUCUAGACUCUAGACUGAAAGCUAUCUGAACAAUCCCUAAAAUAUUUGGGGCCAUUUUCGAUUUGCUGGAUGUUCGGACAGGGAAAGUCAUUGGGCGUGGUAUUGAAAAAGGAGGAUUAUACUACUUGGAAGGGGAGACUCAAAAAGGCAAAGCUGUUCUUGCUCGCGGGUCAGAGGAAAGACAACUGUGGACGUGGCAUCGACGUUUAGGGCAUCCAUCAAUAGGGUAUUUAGAAAAACUUUUUCCUCAAUUUAUAGGACUAAAAACUGAUUUCAAAUGUGAAACUUGUAUUCGUGCAAAGAGUCAUAAACACUCAUACUCUACUAGUUUGAAUAGAACUGAUUUACCUUUUAUGCUGAUUCAUUCUGAUGUGUGGGGUCCUGCACCCGUCAUAGGGUUACAUGGUUUUUCCUAUUUUGUCAAAUUUAUUGAUGAUUGCACCCGGAUGAGUUGGAUUUACUUCCUCAAACACAAAUCGGAAGUAUUUCAUGUGUUUGUUGAAUUUUAUAAUAUGAUAUGCACUCAAUUUCAAACUCAACCCCGCAUGUUUAGAACAGAUAAUGGUGGAGAAUAUGUUAAUUCAAACAUGCAACAGUUCUUUAAACAGAAAGGGCUUAUACACCAGACCACUUGUCCCAAUACACCUCAGCAAAAUGGAGUGGCCGAACGGAAAAAUCGCACACUUCUUGAAAUGACUCGUGCGCUUAUUCUUGAUUCUCAUGCUCCGACUUAUCUUUGGCCUGAAGCCAUCGCCAUUGCUAACUACCUUACCAAUAGACUUCCCUCAAAGAGCCUUCAAUACCACACACCUCUAGCCACCCUCCAAACCUAUUUCUCUUUACCUUCCUCACAUACCCUACAUCCUCGUGUUUUUGGGUGCAUAGUUUUUGUUCACUAUCCAGCGAGAGUAAGAAACAAAUUUGAACCGAGAGCAGUCAAAUGUAUCCUUAUUGGGUAUGGGAGGAAUCAGAAAGGUUAUCGGUGUUAUGACCCCCUGACUAGAAAGAUCUAUACCACCAUGGAUUGCGAGUUCAUUGAGAACGAAUAUUACUACCACCCUCUUCGAUGUUAGGGGGAGAAUCACAGUGACGAUCUCAGAUGGUUAAUCAGUCCACGGUUGUCCAACUUAGACCCAAAAGACCAAGUGGGCAAUGCUACAGAGUCACCCCACCAAGACGUUUUCUCCACUCCUCUACCAUUACCAAUCCUGUCUGAUCAUCAGGUAAGUCAUUCAGAUCUCGAUAGUAAUAUUGCUCCAGAAAAUACUAAUACUGAUAAUAUAAGUGAUGAUCAUGUGGAUGAAGAAGUUGUUACAGAUACAGCUGAAACAGGGAAUCAUGAUAGCCACGGUGUUGGUGGUGAAUCAUAUAUGUUACCUUCUCGCUCCACUCGAGGGGUCCCUCCAAGAAGGUAUGAUCCUGAGUAUGAAGCACAACGAUCAAGAUAUCCUAUUGAGAAGUCUUCCAAAUCAGGAAAUUUGUCACGAAGUGCCUUAGCAUUUAAGGUAACUUUAGAUACAGCCAAGAUCCCAAGAACAGUAGAAGAAGCCCUUGUAUCUGUACAUUGGAGAAAGGCGAUGGAGGAAGAAAUUAAUGCUCUUAACAAGAAUGGCACAUGGGAGAAAUGCAUCCUACCAAAGGAAAAGAAAGUUGUCGGGUGCAGAUGGGUGUUCACGAUCAAGUACAAGUCAGAUGGCACGAUUGAAAGGUACAAAGCUCGAUUGGUGGCGAAAGGAUACACUCAGACAUAUGGAGUUGACUACUCAGAAACAUUCUCUCCUGUUGCUAAGCUUGAUUCAGUUCGAGUUCUGUUCAGCGUUGCCGCAAACUUAGACUGGCCCUUACACCAAUUUGAUGUUAAAAAUGCGUUUCUACAUGGAGAUCUACAAGAAGAAGUGUACAUGGAAGCUCCACUAGGGUUUACAUCAGAUUUUUCGGAGAACGAGGGAUGCAAAUUGAGAAAGGCUCUGUAUGGGCUAAAACAAUCUCCCAGAGCGUGGUUUGGAAGAUUUACCUCUGCAAUGAAGAAAUUUGGCUACAGGCAAAGCAAUUCAGAUCACACCUUGUUCCUUAAACGAAGAGGAGGCAAAACAACGUGCUUAAUAAUUUAUGUCGAUGAUAUGAUCAUUACCGGGGAUGAUAGAGAUGAAAUUGCAACUCUGAAAGGGAAAUUAUUUCAAGAAUUUGAAAUGAAAGAUCUAGGUAGGCUGAAGUACUUCCUAGGGAUUGAAGUUCUUAGAUCGAAUAGAAGAAUUUUCAUAUCCCAAAGGAAGUAUGUUUUAGAUCUGUUAACUGAAACAGGGAUGCUGGAUUGCAAGCCUAUCGAGACACCAAUGAUGAUGAACCAUGGACUACAGAUGAUCGAAGGAGGAAAGUUAGCUGAUCACAUGCAGUAUCAACGCAUGGUAGGGAAGUUGAUCUACUUAGCUCAUACAAGGCCAGAUAUUGCAUAUGCAGUAGGAAUAGUCAGCAGGUUCAUGCACAAGCCUCAGGUUCAACAUAUGGAUGCUGUUUAUAGGAUUCUAAGAUAUCUCAAGGGAUGUCCUGGUAAGGGAGUCUUUUAUCAGAAGAAUGGUCAUCUUGACUUUGUAGCAUAUACAGAUGCAGAUUGGGCAGGUGAUAGGGAUGAUAGAAAGUCGACUUCAGGCUACUUUACUCUUUUGGGAGGAAAUCUAGUCACGUGGAGGAGCAAGAAACAAAAGGUGGUGGCCAUGUCUAGUGCUGAAGCUGAAUUUAGAGGUGUAGCAAAGGGAAUCACGGAAGUCUUAUGGCUGAGAAAGUUACUUACUGAACUAGGAUUCCCUCCUAAAAGGAGUUGCGAGCUGUACUGCGAUAAUCAAGCAGCUAUCAAUAUUUCAGAAAAUCCGGUUCAACAUGAUCGCACCAAACAUGUGGAAGUGGACAUGCAUUUUAUAAAGGAGAAAUUAGAAGCUCAAGUAAUUAAGCUUCCGCAUGUGAAGUCCAAGGAUCAACUAGCAGACAUUCUCACAAAGGCAGUUGGAACUCAUUUUUUUGAAGAAGUUUUGUGCAAGCUGGAUGUUGGUGACCCUACGACCCAACUUGAGGGGGAGUGUUAGAUUAUGAAUUACAGUUACUUAGGAGCAGUUACUUAGGAGCAGUUACUUGUAUUGGUGGUAUGUAAUGUUGCAGUUACUAGAUCUUCUUAGGAGCAGUUAUUUUAAUUUCUGUAUAAAUAACCAUCAUCAAUUGAUUGAAUCAUAUACAAGAAAUAUAAUACAAAACCACAAAAACUUGCUGGUUUAACAGAAAAACAUUGCUAACCAAUGAGGAGUAAAUUUUGGUAAAACUUAUCAAUGGUGGUGGCUCGGGUGGUGGGGUUCCAUUUUGGGCUUUGUGAGGACUGAUGGAGAGGUUAUUGACUGGGUCGUACACGGAGUAGGGCGGCAGACGUUUGCUGAACUUGAUGCUCUACACUGUUGGUGUUGAGGCUGUGCUGCCACCACUAGAUUAUGUAUGAAGCUGUUAUGCUUUCUGCUUUUGCUAGCUGGCUGCAGAGGCUGGACGUUGCUGCUGUUUUGCUUCCAUUGCUGUUUUGUGCUUCUGCUUCUGUUCGCGUUGCAGCCGCUGCUGUUAUGAUGGUUCGUUGCUGCCGCUGUGCGUAACCAUUGACUGUGCUGUUGAGUUGCUGUCCGCUGUUUCUGUGGUGUUUCUUUCCUCGAAAAUUUGAAUGAAUUAAGCAAAAAAUUAUUAAAAAAUCAAAAAUAAGCAAUGUUUUAGAAUAUGUCCCAAAGUAAGCACUUUUUUCUAGAAUUGAGGUUUCGAUUGUUCGCUGUUACUAAUAGCGAACAAAGAGUGCUGGUGAAAAAAAGUCAAGUUCUUUGUUCACUGUUAUUAACAGCGAACAAAGACUUCGAUUUUUUUUUUACCAGGUCUUUGUAGUAACUGCGAACAAAGGAAACCUGGUCAAACAAGGUCAAGCCUUUGUUCGCUGUUAGUAAUAGCGAAUAAAGAACUUGACUUUUUUUGACCCGCCUUUUUUGUUCGCUGUUACUAACAGCGAACAACCCAAACCUCAGCUGUGGGAAAAAAGUGCUUAUUUUGGGAAAUAUUUUUAAAAUAUUGCUUAUUGUUUGACUUUUUAAUAUUAUUUUGCUUAUUUAGUUCAAAUUUUCUCUUUCCUCGCUGGGUCACUACUGCAAUGCUGUGCUUGUUGCUCUCGAGCUGUGGCUGCCCGUUGGUGUUAAUGAUGAUGUCCUUUGUUGUUGAUUGGGCUGUCAUGGUUGAGUUGCUUGCAUACGAUGCCUCUGUUGUGCGGACAAUGGAAGCAAUUAUCCCAAAAACAAUAAAAAAAUUAAAGAUUCAAAGAAACAAUAAAGAACACAUUAAUAAUUUAAUGUGGUUCACUAUCAAUGCGAUAGCUACGUCCACAGGCAUUGAGAAGUGAAAACUUUAAUUUCACUAAUGAAAAAUGGAGAUUACAAGAUGAAUCUUAGAAACUCUCUUUAAUGACAGCUCACUUUGUUUCUCUCUUGCUUUCUUGUAAACUCUAAUCCUAAGACAUGGGGCAUUUAUGUUGUAACCCUAAUCUUACUAAGAAUUAGGUUUAGAAACAGGAAAAACGACUCAAUGAAAACCUAAGUAACCGUUUUCGCACAAUAAGCCGAGUCGGCGUCUUUCCCUGACCAAGGAACGCCGACUCCACGUUAGGUUCUAGAAAAUCAACUUCAAGAUCAGCAUUGAUAACUGACUCGACUUUCUCCCCAAGCCCAAAAACGCCGACUUGGCUUUGGCUUUUGGAAAACGCCUUGAGUUCAGCAGCCAACACCGACGCAUCUUUUCUCGCCCACCAAACGCCGACUCGGUGUUUGUCUCUGGAAACACGCGCUAUUUGUUUGUUAUUCCCAUGUCUUAGACUUAGUUCAAGUCAACAAAACAUCAAUAGCCUCACGUUCAUGGUCGUUGAUCCACUAAUGGGCGUCUGAUGACUAGGGGUUGUACAUACAGUGGACCUUUGACGUGCUGAUGCUAGACCUUGGGCAUGAUUAUUGUGUUUAAGUACAAUUCAUAAGAUAUUAUACAAUGGGUUGUCCUAGAAAUUUCCACACGGAACCUUAGGCGUAGUAUGGGUUAGUGAGCCAUGUUUGGUCAAGUUCGGGUCUGGUGUAGUCUGAAACAUUUUUGUUUCAUGUUUGAAAUUUACUAGUUUGGUACAAUUUUAAGUAAACAUGUAGAGAAAGAAAUAACUCAAUAAAUACUUUUGGUUUGAUGUAAAUAUUUUUCAUUUCUUUUGAUCUGAUCUAAUUUGAUUCCAAUAAUUGUAAGUGAAUAUUAAUGCUCUUGAUCUUGUGUGUGUUGACGUGUC